AUGGCUGAAAAUUGAUGAUGUCUACAAUAGUACAAUAGUAUAUAGACUAGUCCGAGAAGUUGUUUGACUUAUUUAUAUGUAUACAUUACAUUCUAAGAUCUACAUAACUAUAACCCACAUAAAAUGAUUUUCAUAGCAUCAUUUAUUUAGUUAUUGACUAAAAAAAAAAAGAAAAUGUUUGCAAAACUGAAGAAAAAAAUUGAGACUGAAGCUGGAACCAUUUUAUCACCUGAGACUCAAGGAAAAACUUCACUAGGACGUAGAGAUUCCAUUUCCAGCCUACCCAGAGCAGGAAGUAUUCAGCAUCUUGGACCAUCUCCGCCAGGCAGUAUCACAAGUGAAGAUUUAUCUAUACGUGAUGUAAGUAACUUCAGAGAUGAACUAGCUGUUUUGUUGCAGAAGAAAUCAGAGCAAUGUAAAAAGUUGGAAGGAAAUAUCAGUGAUUUAGCAGCACUUGUAAAAGAGAAAACAAAGACUAUUGAGAAGCUAGAAUCAAGUAUCAAACAGCAGGAAGAAGUCACCAACAAGAAGCUACAAGAACAGAAAGAAGAAUUUGAGGUGUACAGAGAUAAAUUAAUAGAAGGUUAUCAGACUGACAAGCUCAAACUAGACAAGGACAAAACUGAGCUUCUAGAAAAACUAGCAGACGCAGAGAAAUUUCGAGCUCUGUACUUCAAGAGAGAAGAGGAGAGCGAUGAGUUUGAAGGUCUAGCGACACAAGAGUUGUCGAAGAUCAAACACUUGCUGUUGAAUACAGAGGAAGCUCUAAAUGCUUGCCGCAAUGAACUAGAAACUAAAUCACGCCAGUGUCAUGCAGCUGAAACUCAGGUAGAAAGGUUAACAGAUGAGUUAGCUCCCUUAAAACAGAAGUUGGCCAUUCUGGAAGCUGAUAAUAUGAAGUUGAAGGAAGAAACUGCAGAAAGAGCAGAGUUGGUGAUAUCACUGAGUAAAGACAAGUCAGCCUUUGACAAGAGACUUGAUGAACUCAAUAAAGAGAUGUUAGAGAAACAGAACCAGCUGUCCAAACUUCAAGAGCAAUAUUCAGACAUGGAUGGUGAAUAUAAAACAUUUUUACGUAAUUCAGAUCUUCAGAGAAAUAAGACCAGCAAGCUUUUAGAAGAGAAAGAAGAUAAGAUUGAUGGACUGCUAGAGCGAGUGAAAGUCUUAGAGCAGAGACUGGCUGACUCAGGUCUCUCUGGAGAUGAGCGUACAAGUGCCCUGAAUGCUGAGAGAGAAAGUCUGGAGAAGAAACUUGAAGAAGCCAGGCAACAGUUGACAGAGGUGAAAUCUACCUGGAGUGACAAGAUCAGUCAGUUAGAACAUCAGAUUUCCAACUUAAAUGCUAAAAUUGUUGAAGACAGUGAAGAUUUAGCUAACAACCAGAAGUUUACAGAGCAGAUGAGAACUAGCUACAAUAAACAAAUAGAAGAUUUACAUGCGAAAUUGGAGGAUGCUGAAAAUCGAGCAUUAGAAAAUUUAGAGUUGACCUCAUCCAAAAGUUUUCAUUAUGAAAAACAGAUUGAUGGGUUGGAGACAGAGUUGAACAAACAAAAGCUUUUAGUGUCUACAUUACAAGAGAAUAUUACUGAGCUAGAAACACAGAAACUGAAGAGGAAUGAAGAAUCUGAGAAAACUAUUUCUGACUUGAAGCAACAAAUUGUGGAACUAAAAAACAAAGAAACAAACCUUUUGGAUGAAGUGCAGAAUCUUAAGAAUGAAAUAGACAAAUUAUUGAAAGAUAGUUCAGAUAAAGAUCUACAUAUUCAAUCUCUACUGGACCAAAUACAACAAAAGGAAAAUGACUUUAUACUUCAGAAUCAUUCAAAUUCCAAUUUACAAGAACAGUUAGUCACCUUAGGAAAUGAUGUGGACAGACUGCAAUUAGACAAACAGGAACUCAAGACAAACUUAACAACUGCUGAGAAUGAGAAAGAGAAGCUACUUGAGAGAACUGCUGACCUGCUGAAAGAAAGAGAAAACUUGCAAUCCAUCAACUCAAACCUCAAAUCAGAAUAUGAAAGAGCUCUGGAAAUGAAGUCUCAGACUAUUGAAUCAUUACAGAGAACAGAAGCCGGACUCAGACAGAAACUAGACUCUCUAGAGAGACAGAUUGAACAAAGUGAGUUGAGUAAAGCUGAGUCUGGUUUGUAUUCCAGUAGGAUUGAUGAAAUGAGUGAAAUGAUUUCCUCACUACAGAAUCAGUUGGCAGAUAAAAACAGGACAGUGAAGAAACAAGAACAGACAAUCAAAGAUCUAAGGACCACUCUACAACGUGAGCUUAAAGUUCAAACAGUUCCUAGUGAAGAUGGGCUCGACCAGACUACCAAUAACACUGUCACCUCAUCGCCUGCCAUCGCUCGUAAAUAUGACAGUUACCAACAGCAGCACUCUCAGCAGAACCAGGCCGGUGUGACAAGUAGCAGCCGCACAGCUACUAACCCAGCUCCAGCUGUACUUUCCCUCCAGACUUCCUCCUCCAAUAUGGUGACAGUGACAUCGUCGUCCUCAUCUGUGCCAGGGAGUCCCCAUGAUGCCAUGCUGGCCCACUCGACAAUAGUAAAAAGAGAACUAGACAAAGAUGUUAAUUUUUUAUACUUAAAGCAUGUGGUCUUGAAAUUCAUGCUUAGUCGAGAGUCAGAAGCCAUUCAACUGAUCAAAGCUGUCUCCAUGCUGCUCAACUUUUCACAUCAAGAACAGCAACUCAUCAAGGAAACAUUAGAAUGGAAGAUGUCUUGGUUUGGGCACCGGCCUCCCUUAGGCAAAGGACAGACAUCAAAGGUUAUUCCACCCACAUUAUAGCACAGAGCAAUGUGUUUAGUCCCUUUCAUUCAACUCAUUUAUAUAGGUCAUAGUUGUAAAGUGUACAUACAUUAUUUAUUUGUGCUAUGAAGACUUGAACUUGUGUGCAAUCUUUAUGUUCCCCUCUGUUCAUGAAACUAAAGUUUGUUGGGUUUUUUUUUAAUUUAUAGUUCCUUUUUGAAAUCAGUUUACUGAAUUUUUAUAGAACUCAUGGAAAUAUUAAUAACUAUUACAAACAUAUAAUAUACUUAUAUAUAAAAGCAUUGUAAGAACAUAAAGUUUAUUUUUGUUUUAAACUAUACAACAGUUUCCCUGUAGUGACAGCACUGAGCUUAUGAUAUAGUAUGUAGGGGGGGGGGGGGGGGGUAUGAAAAUCACUCAAACAAAAAUGUCAUUCAAAUUUUUGUUGACCAAUUUCACUCUUAAUGUAGACAAAUUUAUUUAAGGUCAAAUAAACUACAUCUUGUUUAAGAAGCUAGUUUAAUUUUAUUUUUUUAAUAUAUUAGUGUAAUGCAAUAUAGCUAUAUUUUUCAAUUGAUAAAUAUUGACUAGGUCAGUUGUUAAGAAUAAAUUUUCUUAUAGUUAACAAUAGUUGUUACUCUGUAUAGCAGAUAUAAUUUAUUGUUGAACAUCUCUAAAUUAACUCUUUUUUUAAUUGAAUGCCUAGUUUGUUUUAGUGAUUUGUCCAGCCUAGGCUUUUUUUUUUUAAAUGUAACAUGCUUGACCUUGCAUUUUGUUGCAAAAAAAAAAAAAGCCUCUGAAGAAGUAAAGGUGAAGUAGCCCUGUUAAGUUUAAUCAAUAUGUGGGGGUGUGUGGCAUAAACCACUUUGAUACCUAUCAAGGGGGAUUGAGUUGAAACCCCAACGUGAGCUGAUUUAUGAUUUCUGAGCUCCAGAAGUCAGCAUGGAAACCUGCCAGUAGCCACUCUCCCCACUGGUCCAUAAAAGAAAUUGGACCAUAACACACUGAGCAGCCGAAAGCAAUUAAAUUUUUUAAAACAAUAGGAUAAACCUGUCAUGAGAAGUAAACUGCUUGGAUUAUUGUGAGAUGUAGUGGAUACAAAAUAUUUUAAAAUAUUAUUCCUUUUUUUUUUUUUUACCUUCUGCCCUGGCUGUAGAUAAAUUAUGUGCCUUAUUAGUGAUAGUGUCAAUAGCUUUGGAAAUAUUAAGAUAUUAAUGAAGUUUAAAAUUUUUUUUAAUGCAAUGAGAGAUGAAAAUACCUUCUAUAGAACUAAUAAAACAGUUGAUAUUAAUAAAGCUAGGAAAGUUGCAGUCAUUAUUUGUAUUUGUAAAUGUGGAUGUUUGAUACAUGAUCCAUAAUGUCAUAACUGACUAAUAUGCCCUUUUUUUAAUCAUUGACACUCGCUUCUGAAAAAUUCACCAACAUUUAUAAAAGCACAUCAUUGUGUCCUAUAAUAUCCAUUUGAUAUGCAGAUAAGGAAACUUGUACUCUUGAUUAUUGUGUUGACUUCCUUGUUUAUUGUGUUGGUUAUGUCCCAUAUUAAUUGAAAACUCCGCUGCCUCUUUAUUCAUGUGAUUUUGUUGCUAUUGGAAUUUACUAUACAACUAUUAUGUGGGUCCCAUGACAUAAACUUGUAUUACUUGUACUAAAUCAAUCAUUCAAUCAUUUUCUGGUUUAUUUGUUUAAGACUGCAAGUCUGCUGUGUUACUAUAUUUUACUUUGUAUGCAAGCUUAACGUUUUAAUAGAUGUUACAACUGAUAUACCACACAAAGGUCGCUGUCAUGUGAUGGCAACUAUAUUUACUGCUUAGAUCUUCCACUGCUCUUCAAUUCCAUUUACCCUUCUUAUAUCUAGUUUUCUGAAAGACUUUAAAAAGUGUUUUUUUAAGAAAUCAUUUAUAAGUCAACUAGUUAAUGAAGUAAUUUAUAAUCAACAUAGUAAAACUCAAGUUUUGUGACAUUGACCCUUGAAACAUGCAUGUUUGCAAAGCUGAUAGCAAUUUUAAUGCAAGUGAUUAUUAAAAAAUGGUAUCGAUCUGUUCCUCUUAGCUAUCUAUCAUAAACUAUAAACUUAAUAUAUUUUUUAAAAAACAUAUUCUUUUAUCUCAUUUAACCUAAUUUCAUUAUUUUUGUCAAUCUAAAGACAGUUAAAACAAUUUAAAUACUUAGAUAUGGAACUUUUAAUUUUUUUUACAUUAGCAAACAUUAGGUUUCAUUCUCUAAACAUUGUCAUAUACCAGUAUAUAUACAUAUAGACAGAGAUUUGUUUUUGGUAAAUUGUAUUUUUUCACCAAGAUAUAUGGUACAGUACUAUUUAUUGUACUGUCUGUAUCUUUACAGAUUGGAGUAAUCAUUCCGAUUUGGAAUAAGGUGUCAUGAUUAUUUCUUAGUCUAAUUGAUUGAGAUUGUUUUUAAAAGCCAUUUUGGUUGAACAUAUCUAGCAGGGGAAUUUCUAACAUUUGUGUUGUGAUUGUCAAGUUUUUUUUUGUUAUUUAAACACAAUCAUUACUGUUCAACUAUUAAAGUAAAAUAUCUUUUUAAUUUUUUUUUAAAUUUUUCUUUUUUUUUUUCAUUUUGUUGUUAAACCUGUGCCAUUGUUUUUCUUUAAAGGAUGUUCAGAUUAAAAAAAAAAAUUAUGAUUUUUUAUAAUAAGGUUGUGAAAAAUGUUCAGUAUAGAAGUCAACAUACUGGAAUGCAACUUACCUGGUCAUUGAUUUGUUCAUACAAUUGAAUCAUUAUUUUAGAUCACAUCACAUGACUAAUACGGGAAAUUCGCUUAAUAGAUGUUGAGAGGACUAAGUCAACAGUGAUGUACACAAAACCUGACUGAAAACCUAUUGAGACAGCCUGGUCUAACAGAGCCUGACUGAAAACAUAUUGAGACAGCCUGGCCUAACAGAGCCUGGCUCACAUUUGAGUUGCAAGAGUUGAAAGGAAUUCAUUGCUUAUAAUUCAUCUUUUUUUUUUUUGUCACAAAAAAUUCUUUUAAAAAAAUCUUCUCCAAAUUUAUAAAUUAGCAAAUGUCUUCAUUUGGUUAGUGAUAUCUUUUUUUUAAUUAAUGUGUUUAGAAAUGGAUGUUUUGGGUCAUGCAUUAUAAUAAGUCAAACACUGCCUUAGUACUAUGCACAAACAUGUAAAUUUCUUUUUUUUUUUCCUAGGCUGUCUCUUCAGUUGUUGCUAUUAUUAUUAUUAUUAUUAGAAUUUUUUCUCUAUUUAUUUGCAGCUAAUAAUAAUAAUAAGUUUCAGUUUGUACUUCAAAAACUCAAUCUGGACAACAGAAAUAUUCUCAAUGUUUAUAGUCAGAAAUUCUGAAUGAUUGAAUAUAUUAUAAUGAGAGAUUUGAGAUUGGACGUUAUUAAAACCAUAUAGUUUAAUUUCUCAUUUGAUUUAGAUGAUAGUUUUAUUACUACUAUUUAUGGUGCUGCUUUUUUUUUCUAUGUUUUAUUGUAAUGUCUACACUUUAGUUACUUAUAUAUCAUAUAUUUUUGAAGAAAUGUAGAGAUUUUUUUUAUACAAGGGCAUAAUUUAAAAGUUUUUAGUGAUGUAUCUGUGAUUUAAAGAGUUUAAACAUGUGUAUUACAAAUGUAGCUGAAAGACUCGAUGUAACAGCUUUACCUGUCCUGGAGCACUAUAACUGCUAUGUGAAAAAAAAAAAAUUCUCCACCUUCCAAACAGUACAGCUUUUUUUUUUCUGAUGUAUAAUUUUUUAGAGAAUUAGGAAAAUUUAAACAGAACUAGCAUUUUUUUUUAUUCUUGUAUUAAUUUGUUUAAAAAAAAAAAAUUCUCCUGUCUUUGCUUUUUUCCCCACCUCUAGUCAACAUUGUAUCAACAUAAUUACCUAUUUGUUACUGAAAAAAUUAGUAUUACACUGUUUGUAAUACUGUGUGUGUUAGUCUAUACAUUCUGGGUUACUUCUGUGGUCACAUGGCUUGUUUCAUUCAUUCAAUGGGGUUUUGUUCUAUAAACCUAAUAAACACAUGAUUACCAUAA
Biomphalaria glabrata is the source of this 6750-nucleotide messenger RNA. Its product is annotated as golgin subfamily A member 1-like. NCBI's taxonomy places the organism in Eukaryota, Metazoa, Mollusca, Gastropoda, Planorbidae. Gene Ontology annotation, cellular component: Golgi apparatus. The record is from RefSeq and is a predicted model, not a curated record. The transcript has 21 exons. The coding region runs from base 175 to 2799 and encodes 874 amino acids.